This is a messenger RNA of Penicillium lagena, 717 nucleotides long. Its product is annotated as phosphatidylglycerophosphatase. Bases 1 to 717 code for a protein of 238 amino acids. Lineage: Eukaryota; Fungi; Ascomycota; Eurotiomycetes; Eurotiales; Aspergillaceae. The record is from RefSeq and is a predicted model, not a curated record. The transcript has a single exon. Gene Ontology annotation, molecular function: phosphatidylglycerophosphatase activity.
AUGGCCACCCCCAACACCAACCUCCGCGGCUUCAACCAUGCCGUGCAAACUCUCCUCAAACAACCCUCCCAAUUCCUUCCACACCUCACCAUCCCAACCCUCACCCACCUCCCCGAAGAGAACCUCGGCGCCCACCUUGUCAAUCCCUCCUCCAAGAAUACAAAAACACCCACAAUCCGCGCCCUAGUCCUCGACAAAGACAACACACUCUGUCCCCCGAAAACAACAACCUUCCCGCCCCAAAUCCUCACCAAACUACACUCCCUCCGCAACUCACCCACCUCAUCCUUCAAACACCCACACGCUAUCCUAAUCGUAUCCAACCGUGCCGGAAGCCACCCCUCGUUCGACUCCGAGGUGCGCGAGCUAGAGAGCCAGCUGUCGCACCUGGGUAUCCCCAUCCCCGUGUUUCGACUUCCAGAAGGAACAGAAAAGAAGCCGUUCUGCGGGGAGGAGGUUGUGAAGUGGUUCCGUGAGAGGGACGUGAUCAAGUCGCCGAAUGAGAUCGCGGUCGUGGGGGACCGCCUGGGUACUGAUGUGCUUAUGGCGGGCAUGAUGGGGAGUUGGAGUGUGUGGUGCAAAGAGGGUGUGUUUGAGGUUGGGGAAGAAGGGAAGCCUACGAGAAAUCUUUUGGAGAGGAUGGAGGUUUGGGUGGAGAGGUAUCUAAGGGAAUCGAGGGGGUAUACGGCGCCGGCGCCGAGAGGGUGGAAUGAAUAA